UGAGCAGGACAUCAACAGAUGAGUGAGGAAACAGCUUUGUACACUGGAUUUGAUGUUCAAAGGAAAUCAACGCAUGAGAGUUGUCAAGUGAGACAACAUGUCCAUCACUACCUGUCAGAAGGUUACUUUGAUAUCCUGCUCUGUCCUCUGCGUGUCUCUCUUCUUGCCCAGGCUAUUUUUACCCAGAGCCAAAAAAGAAAUGGGACAGCCACAGGCAGGCCCUGGGUUCUACCCUCCAAGGAUGCAUCAGGUGUCCUUGUCUGAUGACCCGGAGCAGUGGGCUGUGGACCCUUUCCACUCCCUGACACACAGCAUGGAGGCCACUGCCAGGAUCAAAGGGAUCGGACGUGGGAAAAAGUACUAUCUGAUGGCCCAAGUUAUACCCAUUUAUGGAUUUGGAAUUCUUCUUUACAUUCUCUAUAUCAUUUACAAGUUGACCUGCAAGGGCAAGUGUACUACAUCAGGAAAGUACAUUAAGAGCACAGUAGAGAGGAAUACUACACACGAUGAUGAGUUUGCCAGACUCGAGGAGCAAUUACUUCAGACAGAACGGAUGAUGGCGAGGAUAACUGCCAAAAACAGUCGGGCUUCUGGAAGUGGCAGACGCAGGAAGAGUAAGACAGCGCCAUCGAAGAAAGAAGAGAAGCUCCUCAGACAGCUAAGACAAAUCACACAGAAUAUACAGGAAAGUCGUCUGGAAGCUGCGUCCCCAGAGAUGGAAGCUGAAGAAGUCCCUUAUGGCGUUGAUUGGGAAGGCUACCCAGAGGAGACAUACCCUGAGUAUGAUGUACCCCAUUAUAAAUAUGCAUUUGACAAUGUCGCUCUGGAAGAGCCGUGCGUCAACCAGCCCACUGCGGAGGCCUUGGCAGAAAGAAUGGAGCAAGAAGAGGAAGAGAUUGCAGCAAGGAAGCUUUCCAUCGUACAAGAGGAAGAUGAAGACGAGGAGGAAGAAGACGAGGACGCUGAAGACGUGGAGGAUGAUACAGAGGAAGAAGAGGAGGAGGAGGAAGCAGAAGCUGAGAGAAGACUUUUGCUGAGUCCUCGUCGUGCAUCCCACACUGAUUCAGACACAAAACAGGAGAUGUUAGGUCUGCAAGUCAGCAAGGAGCUAGGCUACGAUGGAGGAAGGAAGCACAUUAGUUUCAAUGAGCGCCGAGAUGUCUUUCACUACCCUAAAGAGGGGGGCGAUGAGGAGGAAGUGGAUGAGGACGAUGAAGGGACAGAGGUGGAAGAAGAAGAGGAGGAGGAGGAUGCAGAUGAGGAAGAUCCAGUGACCGAGGCGGAGAGUCUUGAGUUUAGUGGUGCCGUGUGUGUCAAUCCUGAGCAAGAAGUAGAACAAGAAGAAGCAGAAGAUUUGUUCAAGUUAUCUGUGGAGCGUCUCACGAAUGUCCAUGUUGGUAGUCCUAAAGAGGUCAGUGGGUUGAGGAUGCGGAACAGGAGGGAGACGUAAAGGACUCAGUUGAGUCUGAGACACAUGAUACAGUGUUUUUAAAUAUGUUUGACCUAAUGACUCUUUAUGUCAAUAAAGAGAUGUUUUAUGUACUCAUUACAACAACCAUUUGUAUUACAGUUCAUCUUCUCAAAGGGCAAUACAGUAUUAUACAGUAGAAUGACCAUACGUCCUUUUUUCCCCGUGCAUGUCCUCUUUUG
Nerophis ophidion (straightnose pipefish) is the source of this 1650-nucleotide messenger RNA. It is a transcript of the gene ric3a, whose product is annotated as RIC3 acetylcholine receptor chaperone a. The transcript has 6 exons. The coding region runs from base 98 to 1450 and encodes 450 amino acids. The record is from RefSeq and is a predicted model, not a curated record. NCBI's taxonomy places the organism in Eukaryota, Metazoa, Chordata, Actinopteri, Syngnathiformes, Syngnathidae. Gene Ontology annotation, cellular component: neuron projection; neuronal cell body; intracellular membrane-bounded organelle. Gene Ontology annotation, biological process: synaptic transmission, cholinergic; protein localization to cell surface.